GAUGAAGAGAGGGAGGGUUAUUUCUCCAGAGGAAAGAGGAGGUGAAGGAGCGCGCGGCGCGGACAGACCUGACCAGUAGAACUGACACGGUGACCCGGAGCUGCAGGUGGUCUCGUGCCAAACGCGGUUUAAUCGCAGUCAGACAUUUGUCCCGGGACAGGACUUGGCUGGAAGUUUUCCCUUCGGUCCGCAGAUCAGAGACAUGAACCCGUCCGGCUCUCUGACAGCCGCUGCCGGAAGGACCAGAUGAUGAUAAUGAGGAUGAUGAUGAUGAUGAUGAUGAAGGUGCUUCUCCCGCUCCACGCGCUCCACCCGCGACCCGAGCCAGUCUAAGAUGCCACCGGGCCCCGGCGCUCGGCACGCGGCUCGAAUCGAGAGUAACCCGGGAUAACUUAACACAAGGACACCACAGAAGGCAGAGCUCGGGGAGCCACCCCGGCCGGAACGAGCCGGGAGGGAGAACCCGGGAUCAGCGAGCGGUGCGCCGCGGAGCAGAGGCGCACAGAGGCGCGUAAAGAGCCGCAGAGAGAGGAGCGCUACAGAGAGGUCCGCAGUGAUGCUGGUCCCGCGGCUCCCGGUCCUGUCCGCGCUCCUCCUCCUGCUGCUGGCCACGGGACGCUGCACCGCGGCGGCUUUCCUCAGAGGCUCCGGCGCCCGGGCGGACGGGCGCCUGGACAGCCGCAGCAUGCUGGAGCUGGUCGGGCGGCACCCGAGGACGAGGACGGAGGCGGCGGGACUCAGCGGGCACGGUGUUAAAACCCCGGAGAGAGUGAGCAGGUCCCACCACGGACUCGAGGGCCAUCCCAGAGAUCCACGACACAAGGAUAAGUUCAUCAAACACCUGACAGGUCCUCUUUACUUCAACCCAAAGUGCAGAAAACAUUUCAACAGACUGUACCACAACACCAGGGACUGCACCGUACCUGCCUAUUAUAAAAGAUGUGCCCGUCUGCUGACUCAACUGGCCAACAGCCCUCGCUGUACAGAGAGAUAAACAGACUGACACGCCUCUGCACAGGCAUUGUUACCGUGACAAUGAGGAGGGCGGGCAUCCUAAUGAGGUUCAUUUACUAAUGAGCAGCAGAAGUUCUCCAGACCGUGGAAACUCCUCUGAGAUCACCUCCUGCAGCCAGUGAGCUCAGCUGACUUCGAUCCACAGCCAGUGAUCACAGCACACUGUUUUCUAUUCUGUUCUGUUCCUCAUGGUUUUCCUCCAGGUUCUACUUUUCUCUAUUCAACUCAAUUCUACUUUCCACUAUUUGACUCAGCUCAGCUUUUUUUGAUAGCUGACAACACGUGACGCGUUUUUCCUGCUGUGCACGAGAGGUGGAAACUGUAACACCGUUCAUCACAGCAUGAAGUUCAGCUCUGAUUCUGAAGUGUUAGGGUCGGUUCAGUACAAAACUAAGCCUCAAUAAGUUCUGUUUUAAGGCUAACAGCUCAGCAGCCGACUGCUUAGGAGUUUUCGUCUCUGUCUUUUAAUAAGGUUUUAACUUAGUGUUUCACAGUCACCAGUAAGAUGAGCUUGUUACUGAUCAGCUGAUUAUUUCCUCAUCCAGCUGUUCUAACAGUGUGAUGUUUAGCUCUGGUUUGGUCUCCACCAGCUCCUGAGGGAAGUAUCUGGCUCUUUAGCUGCUAAAUGCUCCACUAUGUUCAACACUGCUCAUUUCUCUUCUGCUCCACUGAUCUCAUCUCACUUCUACUUGACUCUAUUCUUCUUCAACGUCCUCUGCUACGCAUCAGCAUCUACUUUACUGUGCCUCUAAAUCCAGUCGACACAACCAGACUCACCUCAGCUGUGUUCUGCUGUAUUCUACCGGACUGACAGGAAACUGACCUCCAGCCUCUCACAUUCAGUCUAAGCAAAAAAACGGAUUUCUAUUUUUCUGAAGUGAACGUUCUUCUGGGUGAUGAUUCUACUGGUUUCUAAUGGAGUUGCAGGAUGUUUUUUUGUGGACAACAAUGAGCUGAAACGAGGUGGAUCACUGCUCUGAAACCAAGAAAAAUGUCAGCUCCGAUUUGAAACUUAAGGCUCGUCUCAACAGCAAACUAUUUCCUGCUCUCAAAAACUUGAGGAGUGUCUUCUUCCUGCUCGUGCAGGACAACAGUGUUUUGGCUUUUAUGUUAUUUUGGACGAUGGACGCCUAAAUAAUAUUUUAUCUUCCGUUCAAAGCUGUAGAGGAACGAACAAACAAAUCCUCUGAUUGGACCACAGCUUUUGUUCCGUCGCCCUGUGUGACAGAACCAGAGAUGCUGAAUGUGUGUUACAUGAUGCAUAAUCGUGAUAAUAUUCCAGUGUAUUUAUAAUGUUGAAGCUGCGUCACGUGUGCAGAACAGAGCUACCUGCAGCCCUGUGUGCAAUAUGUACAUACUGAAAGAGGAAUAAAGACACAUUUGAUAUAUAUUUUUUCCAAAUUAAAGCUUUAAGGGUUCAGCUUUUAAAGGGUUUCUUCAGUCCUGUUUUAGUUUGAAUUAAUCCUGAGUUCACAGCUAAUUAGUCUUCGCUUUGUUCAUGUGAUUUUUUUUACAGUGUGUCAUUGGUCAGAUGUAAGCCAGAGACGGAGAAACGUGGAUGUGAUCAGAGACAAGCUAAUAGUGCCGGUGUUUGUCAGCUGCUGUUGGAGGAGCUGUCUGUCUCUGACAGGGUGAACCACAUAGCUGCACUGUUGACUUUGGCUGCUGCUGCGCAGUUUCAUGUUUAAAGUGAAUAUUUCCUCUGUGCUAUGAAGAAAAGAAGCUUGUCACAGAGCCAAUCAGAUUUCUUCAACCUCACACACACACACACAAAUUCAAAGUGAAAAUUAAGAUGAUGAAAAAUCUGAAUUACAGAUGUAAAUGUGUUUUGAUAAGACUGUUGCUAUGGAAACCACUGUACUAAUAAUAGCCACGACAUAAUUACCCAGAAUUUCUUCAGCUAGUUAAUGAUCUGUCUGCCUGUCUGUCUUUGGAUUGAUGUGCCCAAAAUAUCGCUUACAGUCAUUUUAAUAGUAAUUAGGCAAACUGUCAGAUGCAUAAAAGGUGUGUGUGUGUGUGUGUGUGUUUGCAGUCCGACCAGCUCUGCUGCAGUUUUGGCAACAUCUCACAUUCAUCAUAUUACACACACACUCACUCACACACACACUCACUCACUCACUCACACACAGCAGUAUUUGCAGCUCUGUUGUCUCUGCUUCGGCUCCUCUGGUGUGUUUGCCUCCUUCGUUUGAUUCAAAAGUCAUUCAAGCUCUGAACCAACAACCGGACCGAGACCACCGGGUUGGACCAUGGCUUAGAGAACACAGGGUGUUUUCUAACCCAUGGUCGGUUUGCUCUGAUCUGAAUCAGUAGAUUAGUUGAUAAACUUCCUGCAUUUUCCUGCUGGUUGUUUC
Molecule: messenger RNA, 3368 nt
Organism: Toxotes jaculatrix (banded archerfish)
Lineage: Eukaryota; Metazoa; Chordata; Actinopteri; Toxotidae
Gene: alkal2b
Product: ALK and LTK ligand 2b
Exons: 6
Coding region: 557-994 (145 amino acids)
Biological process (GO): positive regulation of ERK5 cascade; positive regulation of ERK1 and ERK2 cascade
Molecular function (GO): receptor tyrosine kinase binding; receptor signaling protein tyrosine kinase activator activity
Source: RefSeq, a predicted model, not a curated record